AUGGGAGCCAAACAGUCCAGGGCCAGCUCCAAAGACAAGGACCCCAACAGGCUGCUGGUGGGGCCAAGGCAGAAGUUCUCCUCCUGGGAUGACACCCUGCUCGUGGGGAAGGACCCACGGUCCCUGCUCAAGCGUGGCAUGCGGCACGUCAGCUUCAGCCUAGUCACUAAGGGAAUGACAGACAUCCCAGACUUUCUGUGGGGCUUGCUGGAAGUCCAGAAACUCAAUCUGUCCCACAACCAGCUGCGGGUCCUCCCUCCCGAGGUGGGCAGGCUGACCCAGAUUGUGGUGUUGAACCUGUGCGGGAAUCGUCUCAAGAGUCUCCCCAGAGAGAUCAGCCUCCUGCAGAGCCUCAAGGUCCUGUUUCUCAACAUGAACUGCCUGGUGGAGGUGCCGGCUGAGCUCAGCCUGUGCAGGAACCUGGAAGUGCUAAGCGUGUCACACAACUGCCUGUCCCAGCUCCCAGCCAGCUUUGCAGACCUCUCCAGACUACGGAAGCUCAACCUGAGCAACAACUAUUUCGCUCACAUCCCCAUCUGUGUGUUCUCCUUGAAGGAGCUGGAUUUCUUGCACGUGGGCUCCAAUCGCCUGGAGAACAUCGCCGAGAGCAUCCAGUGCCUGGGUAGCCUGCAGAUCUUCAUCGCGGAGAGCAACAACAUCCGCUCCUUCCCCAGGUCGCUCUGUCUCGUCACCAGCCUAGAGCUGCUGAACCUGAACAACAAUGACAUCCAGACCCUUCCGGAUGAACUCUACCUGCUGUGUAGACUAGGGAGGAUUGCAUGGAACCCCAUGGACAAAGGGCUACACAUUUCCCAUAAUCCUCUCUCCAAGCCCCUGCCGGAGCUGGUAGAGGGGGGUUUGGAGAUGCUCUACAGCUACUUGAAGGACAAAAAGCACAGCUGA
Messenger RNA from Psammomys obesus (fat sand rat), 903 nucleotides. It is a transcript of the gene Lrrc30, whose product is annotated as leucine rich repeat containing 30. Gene Ontology annotation, molecular function: protein binding. The coding region runs from base 1 to 903 and encodes 300 amino acids. Lineage: Eukaryota; Metazoa; Chordata; Mammalia; Rodentia; Muridae. The transcript has a single exon. The record is from RefSeq and is a predicted model, not a curated record.